GCGCAGGCGACAGCAGCGUAAAGUGUCCGAGGCGCGCGUGCGGAGCGGAUGAAUCUCUCCACUUUGGGUUUUUUUCCCCGCAAACCUCCGAAUUGAGUUCAUCCUACAUUAUUUUUGGGGAGUGUUUGUGUGGUGGUGGUGGGUGUAGGGGAAGUGGGCGGAGGAGGGAUCUGAGUGCACCUGCCUCGGUACAUCCGUCUCCUCGGUGCCGGAUCGGGAGUCGGACUCAUCCAGCUGCGCAGGAGCGCCGCGCUGCGAAGAACGCGCCAUGGGACACGCGAGAAUCACCGCCGCUCUGCGCGUGCACACCUGAGGGGGUCUGCGGAUUAACACCACGUUUGUUUUUGUUGUUGUAGUUGUUUUUAAAGAAAAAGGAAGAGGACUCUUUGAUUCACUCGCUUUAAGGAGAGAAUCUAAAGCCUCGGCCAAAGGACUUUUAUAUCACUCCACUUGUGACGGUGUGAGGGGUUUUUUUGGAGUGGAGAGCUGCCAGGAUGGUGUCCUCCGGCCGCGUCGGGUGGUUCGUGGUCGUCUUGUGUUGCUCAUCACUCACAAACGGACAUUUGGGGACAGAGCCCUUGCCCGAGAUUCUGCCCCGUAACAAUCCCCUCAUUCGACCUCAGGGCGAUUCGUUGAGCCUCGUGUGCAGAGGUCACAGCCCGCUGACCUGGACCCUCGGUGAUCCCGGUCGAUCGAUCCCAUCAGAGGGCGUGAAGGUGGAGCAGUGCGAUUCCAGACAUCGCUCUUCUUCACACUGCAGCAAACUCACGGUCACAGGCUUAAGUGCCAAUGACACGGGCAGCUACAGAUGUCAACAUACCAAGAACCAACACGCCACCUCCAUCUACGUUUUUGUCCCAGAUCCCGAGCAACCGUUUGUGGUGCCCCAUCCAAAGACAUUUGAAGUGUUUUACGUCUUCAGGGAUGAGAGCACCAUGGUGGUUCCUUGCCGGACGUCUUCUCCCGACACUGUGGUUAAACUCGUAGCGCACAAACUUUCAACAGAGAUGGUCAUCCCGGAAACGGUCUGGGAUCCGAAGGUUGGAUUCACGAUCCCCAACGAGCCCAGCACACAGUACGACAGGCUCACCUGUAAAACCACGGUCAACGGCCGUGAGUUCAAGUCGAUGUACAUGUAUCAUAAAAUGAGUCGCGUUCUUAACAAUGUGGAGAUCACCCCGGAUCGUGUCAGGUUGGUGGUCGGAGACACCCUCAUUCUCAACUGUAGUGGCGAGACCGGCCCCGGUUCAAUAAUCUACUUCGAGUGGGAUUUUCCAAAGAAGAGCGAAAAUAAACACUAUACGAAAAAGACGCCAAUCCCCCGCAGUCCGGUUGUUCGGAUGAGCAAUACUUUGAUUCUGCCGAACGUUUCCAUGGAAGGCAAGGGAGUGUACCACUGCAGAGCUGCAAUCGAACUGGCAAACUUCAAGCAUGCCUCAGCAAAAGUCUCUGUUUUCGAGCAUCCGUUCCUCAAUGUCUCCUAUAAGCGCGAUCGGCCUGAGGUUAUCGUUAAAGAAGGCAGAAAGAAGCUUGUUUUUGACCCCAAGGUCAACGCUGUGCCAUUACCAAACAUUGUUGCAUGGUAUAAGGACGGGGUCCCUAUCUACAAGAAUUCCACCUGCUACAAUAUGUCUGGCUACAGCUUGAUCCUCACCAACGUGCAGCAGAAUCACGCUGGGACCUUCACCAUAAGCCUGGGCAACCAAGCCAGGGGCUUGUACAGGAAUCUCAGCUACACGCUGGUCGUCCAGGUGAAGCCAACUAUUUCGGAGGCGGAGCUUGCUACUGUGGAUGUGCAGCCGUGCACGUUGGGCAAACCGCAUCAGCUAACCUGCACUGCUUAUGGGAUACCUUGGCCAAACAUCACUUGGUUCUGGCAACCGUGUCACUCGGACCCUACGCUUACAAAUUGCGUUGCUAACACCAAGCCACUUCCCGUCCACAUUGGUGAAAGGAGAAAGGACUCUCACAACUGGAUUAAGAGCAUAAACGUCAAGUCUGAGUUGGUUCAAGGCAAAAACAAGACUGUGAGCACCCUGGUGAUAGGAGCGGCGAUCACGUCAGGAAAUUACUCGUGUGUGGCCCAGAAUGAAGUCGGCAACAGCACAAUGACGAUCCCCUUCUACGUUGAUGAUCACCCUGAGCAAAUGACCAUCACACCUCGGGCGGCCAUCGAGGGGGACGACGUCACUCUGACCUGUCGGGCGGCUCGCUACGUGUACACUCACCUGCGGUGGUUGGAUUCGAGGAAUCAAACGGUCGCUGCCAACGUGUCCCGUCUCCAGAUCGCCGGCUACUCCAUUUCUCUUUCUCUCCUUCUGCGUAACGUGUCCCGAAUCAGCACCGCGGGUUACAAGUGCCAAGCGUACAAGCCCGACAAGAGGGUGGAACUCAAGACUGCUGCACUUUUUGUGGAUGUGAGGACAAGUCCCUGGCUGAGUCGGAAUCUGACCGACCAAGAUGUGAACAGCAGCAGCACCCUGAUGCUGGCCUGCUUUGCUCUGGGAGUUCCUCGUCCGUACAUCGUGUGGUACAAAAAUGGUGUUGAGGUGGAGGAAGGACCAGGUAUCAUCCUGAAAGAGGACGGGGUUCUGACCAUCGAGAGGGUGAAGAAAGACGACGAAGGCGUCUACGAGUGUGUGGCCAGCAACGGCGAGGGUAUCGCAAAAUCCAGCGCCGUCGUCACUGUGUUCGGGGAUGAAGGGAAGCCGAGCGUUGAGGUCAUCAUCUUGGUGUGUACGGGAGCUGCAGCCACGUUGCUCUGGCUCAUGCUGAUCCUCUUCAUCCGCAAGCUGAGGAAGCAACCGGGACAUUAUAAGAUGGGCCCGUCUAUCAUCAUUGACCCUGACGAGUGUCCCCUCGAGGAGCAGAAUGAUCUUCUUCAGUACGACAGCAGUAAAUGGGAGUUUCCUCGUGACCGACUGCGACUCGGCAAAACCCUCGGCCAUGGAGCGUUUGGAAAAGUGGUGGAGGCUUCUGCCUUCGGGAUCGACAAGCUCUCGACCUGCAAGACUGUUGCUGUCAAAAUGUUGAAAGGAGGCGCCACGUCCAACGAGAGGAAAGCUCUGAUGUCAGAAUUGAAGAUUCUGAUCCACAUCGGCCAUCACCUGAACGUGGUCAACCUGCUGGGAGCCUGCACGAAGCCCGGAGGCCCGCUGAUGAUGAUAGUGGAGUUCUGCAAAUACGGCAACUUGUCCAACUACCUGCGAGGCAAGAGAGACGACUUUCUCGUCUACAAGAGCCAGGACGACAAGGUGGUGUCGUCGGGGUCGCGCUGCGAGCUCAGCGAGCUGAUGAAGCGCCGCCUGGAGAGCGUGGCCAGCAACGGGAGCUCGGCCAGCUCCGGCUUCGUCGAAGACAAGAGCUACUGCGACUCGGAGGAAGAGGAAGAAGAGUCUGAGGAUUUGUAUAAGAGAGUCCUGACGUUGGAAGAUCUGAUUUGCUACAGUUUCCAAGUUGCAAAAGGCAUGGAGUUCUUGGCUUCACGCAAGUGCAUCCAUCGGGAUUUGGCUGCACGAAACAUCCUGCUGUUUGAGAAUAACGUGGUGAAGAUUUGUGAUUUCGGACUUGCCAGAGACAUCUACAAAGACCCGGAUUAUGUGCGCAAAGGAGAUGCCAGACUGCCGCUCAAGUGGAUGGCACCUGAGGCCAUUUUUGACAAGAUCUACACGACUCAGAGUGACGUCUGGUCCUUUGGUGUUCUCAUAUGGGAGAUCUUCUCUUUGGGGGCCUCCCCGUACCCCGGCGUCCAAAUCGACGAAGAAUUUUGCUGCCGGCUGAAAGAAGGGACCAGGAUGAGAGCCCCAGAAUACUCUUCCUCUGAAAUAUAUCAGACCAUGUUGGACUGCUGGCAGGGGGAGCCACAGGAGCGACCCACCUUCACUGAGCUGGUGGAACAGCUGGGAGAUCUGCUUCAGGCCAGCGUGCAACAGGAGGGGAAGCACUACAUACCCAUCAACACUGCCCUGAUGUCGACGCUGGGAGACCCGUCCGCCGCGCCGCCCUCCGAGGAGACUCCCACAAGACCCGCCUCCCAACGCGACUCGGGGAACGGAUGGAACAUCAAGAUCCGACCCGCUAGCGUGAAAACCUUUGACGAGGUUACCAUGGAGGACGGGAGAAAUGGGAGCCACGAGGGCGGUCAGUCGGACAGCGGGAUGGGCCUGUCGUCUGACAACAUGGACACUCUGAAGCGCCUUGAAUCACUGGCGAGUCGACCGCUGAGCAUCAUGGCCCUGGCGAUGAAGGCGAUGAGUAAGAGCAAAGAGUCGGUGCUGAGUGACGCCGACAAGGAGAAGUUCCAAACCCCGGUUCCCUCUCUGGACUUCCUCCUGGACGACUCGGCCUUGGACGCCGGUCUGGAGUGUCACAGCCCGCCGCCGGACUACAACUACGUGGUGCGCUACUCCACGCCACCCGUGUAAAGCUCCGCCCCCCCCACCACCCGAGCGACGGCCUGCAGGCCUUCCGCUUUGCCCCGCUCUGUUUGUUCGCUCUCAUCUCUGGACUGGAGCGAAGUUUAAAGAGGAAAACACGUGAAAUUCCACCUGUUAAAGUGUUUUAGACGGAACGCUGUGAAAGGAAAAACGCCCGAUCCACCCGACUUCAACCUCCAACUUCCGGGGGGGCAAAAAGGAAAACGUGUAGACUGUCGAUUUCGCUCCGGUUUUCAGGAGCGUGCUGCCGUUAACGCUGCUGGUCCGUUUCCACGUUCACUGUGAUAUGUCAAACAGCUGGAGACAGCCUCAGGUAUUACUGUCAUCUACUGUGAAAGGAGCCGCUUUGCUACACAGCUGUUCUCACUGCAGCCUUUGAUGACGGAGAAUAACCACCGGAAACGGGACAAUCUGAAUAAAUAGCUCAGGCUUUUCAAGUUUAUGUUGAAAAACUCAUUUUAAGAUUUUAUUCCAAAAGUAAAAACCAAAGUAAUACGUGAAAAAAAAGAAAAAAAACUAGAGGAAAUAUUUUUGUUAUGUAGCUACAUCCACUUAUAGAUCCGCUAAAAGCAGAUAAACAACAAUAUAACUGAUUAUUAAUCGUGAAAAAGUACCGUAUUUACGGUGUAAUUACUCCUUCAUAGAAAUAUCCACCCACCCAACUCAGGUUGACCCAGAGGGACUCCGUCCCGUAGAAUCACAGGUUAAUGGGGAUUAAUGGAGCACAGAUGGAACGUUACAGAUCCUCCUUGCUUUAAAUGAAUGUGGAUUCCUCCUCCUGCGCCCAUCGAAGAAACUCCAGCGCUGUGUCGUUUCUGUUCAGUCAAACUGAAAAAACUAACAAGAAGAAGAUCAGAUUGUGUAUGGGUAUUUAUUCAGAUUGUGAACACUGCCACUUGGUAAUCCAGUUGUAUUUAUUCCUUUAGAUUUCUAGAUAAAAGUCAACCGACUGAUUUUCCAGCUCAGUCUUCAUCACUUCAACAUUUAAUAUCCCAACUCUUCCCUCCAGCUGUGUAUAUGUUUGUGCUGCUGUAUUCACUUUGAGUAAAAGCAACUAAAACCCUCUACGUGUGUGAAGUGAGCACACGUUGUGCGUCCUAACCGGUUGCAGCAUCACAAGUGCUGUGGACCAAACGCACACCUGCAGCACUGCAGCUCAUCGACCACUAAGGAGAACCGUGUUCUGUAAACCGCAAACUAUGACGUCGACAUUUUGAACCCUUGUGUAUCUUCAUGUAUUGUGUUAAUGUGGAGAGGAAGAAGUGAUUAUGCACUGAUGCUUUAUAUCAAGUAUAAUGUUUGUAUUCUACAGGUAUGUUAUUAUGAAACAGUGUUGAGGAUCAUAUCUUACCAAGAUUUUCCUUUUUUGUUUUUAUUUAACUCUUAACUUUAGUGCCUAGUAAUUAACAUUUGCAAUAUUUGCUUUAUUAUGUAUUUCCGUCAAGCUUGGUUCCUUUAUUUUAGUUACUGCCAUCACAUAACAUUCAGUGGGUUUUAUUGUAUUCUUUCAUACAUAACCAUGAGUAAUACAACUUAGUUUUGAUGAAAGUAUUGUUAACACUGUUAACUGAGCAUAUGAAGUAAAUAAUUGAAUAAAGAUUUAUAUAUUUAUACUUUA
Molecule: messenger RNA, 6054 nt
Organism: Gasterosteus aculeatus aculeatus (three-spined stickleback)
Lineage: Eukaryota; Metazoa; Chordata; Actinopteri; Perciformes; Gasterosteidae
Gene: kdrl
Product: kinase insert domain receptor like
Biological process (GO): positive regulation of cell migration; endothelial cell differentiation; cell surface receptor protein tyrosine kinase signaling pathway
Cellular component (GO): plasma membrane; signaling receptor complex
Molecular function (GO): ATP binding; vascular endothelial growth factor receptor activity; growth factor binding
Source: RefSeq, a predicted model, not a curated record